AUGGAGGAGAUUCUCAGCAUUCCAGCAUCAGUGAAUUUUGAUGAAUCCAUAGCUAAUUAUGAGAUUCACAGUCAUCAACCAUAUGCAUCCUCAUCGUUUAACAAUAGUGAUGAAAUUCGCAUUAUUGUACAAAAUCAAGAUUUAUCUAUUUUACCAAGCAAUAGUGUAUUACAUAUUUUUGGAAGGUUGACUAAUGCUGAUGGAACUGAUGCCACACAAAAUAUUCAUUUCACCAACAAUGCGAUAGCCUAUUUGUUUGAUGAAAUUCGUUAUGAAUUGAAUGGUAUUGAGAUUGACCGUUGCAAGUACGUUGGACAUACAACUACUAUGAAAAGCUUGGUUUCAUUAACACCACCUCAACUUAACCGCGCUGAAAAUGCAGGAAUUUUGAAUAUGGAAUUGAAUACAAGAAUGUCAUUACAAGAUGGAUAUUUUGAUGUAUCAGUACCACUUGGUAUGAUUUUUGGUUUUGCUGAAGAUUAUAAAAAAAUUGUUAUGAAUGCGAAACAUGAACUGAUUUUAAUAAGAGCACGUAGUGAUUUAAAUUCUAUUAUUCAAACGGGCGAAGGUGCAGAUGAACAGUUCAAAGUACAAAUUAAUAAAGUGGAAUGGUUAGUGCCAUAUGUUUUACCAUCUGAUAAUAAUAAAAUCAAAUUAUUGAAAUUUAUCGAGAAAGAUCCACUAAUUUCAAUGAGUUUUCGAUCAUGGGAAAUGUUUGAAUAUCCAUUAAUUCCGUCAAGUACAAGAGUCAUGUGGCAAAUAAAAUCGUCAACACAAUUUAUGAUAUGUAUGCUAAUUUUCAAUCUUCCUACUAUGGAAGAGAUUCUGAACCCAUAUUAA
Leptopilina boulardi is the source of this 840-nucleotide messenger RNA. RefSeq lists its product as uncharacterized. The transcript has a single exon. The record is from RefSeq and is a predicted model, not a curated record. Bases 1 to 840 code for a protein of 279 amino acids. NCBI's taxonomy places the organism in Eukaryota, Metazoa, Arthropoda, Insecta, Hymenoptera, Figitidae.